GUUUCACUUCUCCUGUGUUCUGGAUGAGAGCAUCUACAGUUAUGUAAGGUUAUAAAACUAUGAAGAAUUAAACAUCCUUAAGACAAGAAAGAUUUCUGUUUUCUCGACUUUGGCCCAGAGGAGUGAGUGAAUGGAUAACACCCACUCCUGCUCAGGAACUUUUAACGUGCCUUUGAGACUGUGCUGGUGCCGGGCAGCUGCAAGUGAGUACUUUUGGUGCUGCAGAAGCUCCCACUGAGAGAUCCUGUCUGCGCUCCGGAGGUGCUGGAAGGGGAUGUCUUUGGUUCCUAGUCUUUAAUGCAACAGAUGAUAUGCAAAGGGCAAAAUCUGGUUUUUGAAACGAUGCGUUCCCCACGUUCCCUUCUCCUCCCGGCGGUGAUCAUCAUAUGUUUUUUUAUGACGGUACCGCACAACUGCGUGGCCGCCCAGAAGAAGACCUCCUGCAGCGUGCAAGACGGCAGAGCUGACUGCAGCCACCUCAGCCUCAGCGCGGUCCCUCCAAACCUUCCCAGGAACAUCACCAGCCUGGAUAUGUCUCACAACAGAUUGAGGGGGAUUCCCCCUGUGUCACUAACCCUAUACCCAGACCUCCUACACCUCGAUGUCAGUCACAACAGUAUCACCAAGCUGGACCCGGGGUGGUGCCCGACACUGCCGCUGCUGCGGACGCUGAACGUGGAACACAAUCAAGUGUAUGUGCUGAAGGAGGAAGACCUGAGCCAUUGCACCAAUCUGACACGGUUGAUUAUGGCUAAUAAUAAGCUAAAGCUACAAGGAGAGCCCUUCUUUGCACUGCAGAGCCUUAAAGUUCUUGACGUUUCCACAAACAAACUGAAGUCAGCCAAGCUCGGCUCUCAGCCCCAGCUGCCCAGCCUCGUGAGCCUCAUUCUGGCAUCCAAUGACUUCACCACUCUGAAGAAAGAUGACUUUUCUUUUCUUAACAAUUCGUCCUUCCUACAAGUCCUCAACAUGUCAUCUGUGUCUCUAAAAACGAUGGAGCCCGGUUGCUUUAACCCAAUCUCAGGCCUGCACACUUUAAUCAUGGAUAAAGGCAAUAUGGGCACACUGGCUAUUUCUAAACUCUGCUCAGAGCUGUCAGGGACGGCCAUUGAUUGCCUGUUUCUUCGUGAGAUGAAGCUGAUCACACUCACAAACACAACCUUUAGGGGGCUGCAGAAAACAAAUCUAACCUUUCUGGAUCUGUCCCAUAAUAGCAUGGGUAAAAUUGAAGGAGGCUCAUUUCGGUGGCUGUCCAGACUUCAAACUCUAAUUUUGACCGACAACACAAUGAAGCACCUGACCAAAGACACAUUUCAGGGGCUCAAAAGUUUGAAAAGGCUCCAAAUGACGAAAGCUCUCGUAAAAGGAAAAAGCACCCCGAUCAUCGAUGAUUUCUCCUUCCAACCACUAAGUGCCCUGGAGAGUUUGAUAUUACAGAGAACUUCAAUUCAUGAAAUCAAAGAGCACACAUUUACAGGCUUGACAAGCCUUAAAGAACUGGACAUGAGCUGGAGUAGUUACGUUUCACUCAGAAACAUCACCAACAAGACGUUAGUCUCCCUCGCGGGAUCGCCUCUCAGAAUGCUAAAUCUAACCGGAGCAGCGAUAGCACAGAUCAAUCCUCGAUGCUUCUCCGUUUUGAGAAACCUCACCACUCUUUAUCUAGAUUUCAACUUUAUCAUGCACACUCUCACUGGCAAAGAGUUCGAAGGGCUGGACCAAAUGGAAGAGCUUCACAUGUCCAACAACCACCAGAAGUUCAAUCUAAGCUCCGCGUCCUUUGUCAAUGUGCCCAAUCUAAGGGUCCUGACUUUGGGAAAGAGUCUCAGAGGCGAAGCUGUGAAACUGGAUCCGUCUCCAUUCAGACCCCUGCCCAACCUCACCCUCCUGGAUAUCAGCAACAACAACCUCGCUAACAUCCCAGAGGAUAUGUUGGAGGGGCUUGUGAACCUGAAGGUGCUGAAGCUGCAACACAAUAACUUGGCCCGUCUGUGGAAGAGUGCCAACCUAGGCGGGCCGGUGUUGUUCCUCAAAGACACACAGAGUUUGAAAACCUUACAGUUGGAUAGCAACGGGCUGGAUGAGAUCCCAGCAAAGGCUCUGAGAGGGUUGAAUGACCUCCGUGAACUAAGCCUGGCCUACAACCUCCUCAAUAGUCUUAAGGACUCAAUUUUUGAUGAUCUGAACUCGCUGCGGGUUUUACAUUUACAGAAGAAUAUGAUCACAAGUGUGAGGCCCGAAGUGUUCAAAACUCCCAUGAGAAACCUCAGCCUGCUCAUCAUGGAAAAAAACCCGUUCGACUGCACGUGUGAGAGCAUACUGUGGUUCGUGACAUGGUUGAAUGACACAAAUACGACCAGUGUACCAGACCUCAGGGACCAGUAUUUGUGCAACACUCCGCUAGCCUACUUUAAACGCUCCGUCAUGGAUUUUGACACCCUCUCUUGCCAAGAUAAGGCCCCGUUUCAGGCCCUUUACAUACUGAGCAGCACUGCCGUCAUCAUGCUGAUGGUAAGUGCCUUUCUAGUGCGGUUCCAAGGCUGGAGGAUCCAGUUUUAUUGGAACAUACUGAUCAAGCGCACGUUAGGAUUCAGCGACGCCAGCGCUGAAGAGGGCAGGGAAUUUGAGUAUGACGCUUACGUCAUACAUGCAGAGAAGGACGCCGGCUGGGUGGAGAGAAGGUUGGUGCCCUUAGAGAAUGACAACUGCAGGUUCUGUUUGGAGGAUCGAGAUUUUGGCCCUGGCAUGUUCCAGCUUGAAUCCAUCGUGGAAAACAUGAGGAAGUCCAGAAAAAUCUUGUUUGUCGUCACUGAAACUCUUCUCAAAGAUCCCUGGUGUAGACGAUUUAAAGCCUAUCAAGCACUUCACCAGGUCAUCGAAGCCAGCAGGGACUCUGUGGUUCUGGUCUUCCUGCAGGACGUUCACGACUACAAGUUAUCUCGCUCACUCUACCUCCGCAGGGGCAUGCUGCGACCAGGCUGCGUCCUGGACUGGCCCGUCCAUAACGAGAGGGUGCCGGCCUUUCACCAGAAGCUCCUCAUAGCACUCGGCAUGACGAAUCGAUUGCAGGAUUGA
Messenger RNA from Sebastes umbrosus (honeycomb rockfish), 3075 nucleotides. RefSeq names its product toll-like receptor 3 (gene tlr3). Bases 298 to 3075 code for a protein of 925 amino acids. The record is from RefSeq and is a predicted model, not a curated record. The transcript has 6 exons. Gene Ontology annotation, molecular function: transmembrane signaling receptor activity; protein binding. Lineage: Eukaryota; Metazoa; Chordata; Actinopteri; Perciformes; Sebastidae. Gene Ontology annotation, cellular component: membrane. Gene Ontology annotation, biological process: immune response; toll-like receptor signaling pathway; inflammatory response.